AUGUCUGGCUCUGAUUCGCAACCACAGACUCAGAAUGGGAUCAAGCACAUCACAGUGCUCGGGGCUGGUGUUAUAGGGUUGACCACUGCGCUGAAGAUUCAGCAAAAGGGAGGGUAUCAAGUGACUGUUAUUGCACAGGAUUUUCCGACGGAUCCAAAGACUGUGACUUAUGCCAGUCUGUCUGCGGGUGCUCAUCAUGUCAGCGUUGCUGGGGACGAUGUCGCUCAGAGAAAAAUCGACAUUGAAACGUUCAAAACGAUGUGGGAUCUAUCCUCUCCCGAGGGCGACGCACCAGGCUGCUUCAAAAGAUUAAAGCAGAAAGAAUUCCAUCGCGAGCCAACAAACCUCGACACGUUGAGUCUCAUGCCAAACUACACCGAACUAGGCAAGGAUGAACUCGUCCCAGGCGCCAUCUCCGGGAUCACAUACGACUCUGUGAACACCGACGCGCCUAUCUUCCUGAACUACCUCCUCUCCACCUUCCUCGCCAGCGGCGGCCACAUCGUCCGCGGCUCCGUGCUGCACAUCAACCAGGUCAUCAACGGCGGCCCCGGCGCCUUCGCGGAACCCGACGCGCACGUCCGGUUCCCUCUCCCAGAUGCCGUCGUUGUGUGCCCUGGGCUCGGCGCGAGGUAUUUGGGCGGUGUCGAGGACACGGACGUGUAUCCUGUGAGAGGGCAGACUGUGCUGCUCAAUGCACCCUGGGUCGACUUUUGCAUGUCGCUUAGUGGAGGCCCGGGCAAGAUCUGGACGUAUGUUAUUCCGAGGAGGAGCGGGAAUGUGAUCAUUGGUGGGACGUAUGAGGCGGAUGACUGGCACCCGCGUCCGAGACCGGAGACGACACGGGAUAUCCUGGAACGUGUUCUCGAGAUCUGUCCCGAAAUCGCUCCCCCAGAAAUCAGGGCGCAGAGGAAACCUACGGUCGACGACAUCCUUCCUAUUAUCGUUGAAGAAUCAUGCGGGCUCCGGCCAUGUAGGAAGGGAGGUGUGAGGUUGGAGUCGGAGUGGCUGCAGACUUCCACACGACGCGUCCCUGUUGUACAUAACUAUGGCCACGGUGGCUUUGGGUACAUUGCCUGCUAUGGCUCGGCAUCCGUCGCUCUCAAACUUUUGGAAGAAGCUCUUGCUCAAUGA
Molecule: messenger RNA, 1134 nt
Organism: Psilocybe cubensis
Lineage: Eukaryota; Fungi; Basidiomycota; Agaricomycetes; Agaricales; Agrocybaceae
Exons: 6
Coding region: 1-1134 (377 amino acids)
Molecular function (GO): D-amino-acid oxidase activity; FAD binding
Source: RefSeq, a predicted model, not a curated record